This is a messenger RNA of Gaeumannomyces tritici R3-111a-1, 1829 nucleotides long. RefSeq lists its product as hypothetical. The record is from RefSeq and is a predicted model, not a curated record. Gene Ontology annotation, molecular function: protein binding; chromatin binding. NCBI's taxonomy places the organism in Eukaryota, Fungi, Ascomycota, Sordariomycetes, Magnaporthales, Magnaporthaceae. Gene Ontology annotation, cellular component: Set1C/COMPASS complex. The transcript has 3 exons. Bases 526 to 1650 code for a protein of 374 amino acids.
GGCCCACUCCAAUUGAGAUCCAGCCCCGAUAUCCUACCGCAUGUGCUCGCUUUCAGGGGCUACAUUUGCCAUUGAUCGGGCUGCUUGCGCCUAAUGGCUGGCAUUUUCUGAACCCGAACGGACUGUGCCUGGGCGGGCAUCUCUCUUUGGGCUCGUGGUGAGGCCUUGUGUCGGAGGUGCCUUGAUAGGGAUGGGAUGUAUCACCGUCUGGGACGCACUGUGCGAGCGGGUGUACCCCAGUAUCGCGGCGGGCAAACCUACGCGCACUUGACGGCGUGCCGCCAAGCGUGGAUGCACGUUCCCCAAGAUGCUGAGAGCCCACCUCGCGAUAGCUACCACCAAAGAAACGCCAACCCGUCAAUUAUCAAUUGUUUGAAUCGAUUUGCGAUCCACGGCGCCGCCAUUCCCCCCCGCGCACAUAUAUAAAGUCUAAACCAAACAAGAAAUACCCAAGGUCCCCGGCUACGCUGCACCUGGUCGACCAACGGAAACGCCUACCAAUCGUGCCCUCUCGACCGGCCGCUCAUGGAGAUAGACAGCACCCCCACGGGGGCAGCUGUGAACGGGGGAGGCCCUCUGCUUUCCGGCGGCCCAUUAGGCGGCGGCAACACCGAACUCACGCACAUCAUAUCGACCUUCAGGCCCACCAAGCUAUUUCGCCGCCAAGACGUAAAGACAGACAAGCCGCCGCCGCACGUCCUGUCGCUGGACUACAACGACCCCGGAGAGCUUUGCAUGACGUCGGAGAGCGACGAGACCAUCCAGCUGUACCACGUCAAGGAGGGUCGGCACGAGAAGAGCCUUGCGAGCAAAAAGUACGGCGUCAAGUUGGCAAAGUUCACGCACAGCGGGACGAGUAUAAUAUACGCCAGUACCAAGCAAAACGAUGCUAUCCGAUAUCUCGAAACGUUCGACAAUAGCUUCAUUCGCUACUUCGAGGGCCAUAAGGAGGCCGUUACGAACCUUGCGAUGCAUCCUGGGAGCGACAGUUUCAUCUCGGCAAGCCGCGACAAUACGGUGCGGCUAUGGAACGUCAACUCUAGAAACGCCGUCGGUCACUUGUUCCUCAACACCCCGUACCUCCUGGCAUGGGACCCGUCGGGUGAGGUGUUCGCCGUCGGGUCGCCGAGGAGCGGAUCCGUGCUCCUGUACGAUUACCGAAACUUCAAUAAGGCGCCGUUUGCGACAUUCGACAUCGUGGAUGCCUGUAGGGAGGCAGAUCCGUCUCGUGUGCUCAAGGGGUGGACGAAGCUUGAGUUCUCCAACGACGGCAAGUCCGUCCUGCUGGGCACCAACGGGGGCGGGCAUUUCCUACUGGACGCGUUCGAGGGCAAGCUCAAGGCGUUUCUGCGGAAGCCCGACGGCGGAACCUCGCGGCCCGCGGUAGGGGAGGCGGGGCGAGGAGAGGUCGAGAGCAGCGGGGACUGCUGCUUUACUCCAGAUGGCAGGUUCGUCAUGGGCGGGACCAGGGGACAGAAUGUGCUUGUUUGGGACGUCCACGGCGGCGGCAGGGACAGCAAGGUCGUGGACCCGACGCACGUGCUGCAGAGCAAGAAGGAGGCCGCUGUGCUCGCCUUCAACCCCAGGUUCAACCUCUUUGCCACAGCCGACAACGACGUCGUGUUCUGGAUGCCCGACCCUUACGUAUAGUUGGGCACAUCGGUGUUUGCGCAGCAAGCAGACCAGGCCUUGAGGGCAUGCGUGUGGGGGACUUGCUCUCGGUGUUUGGGAUAACUAAUGACAGAAGGUCGUGCCUCCUUUUUUAAUACCAUCUCAUGUUCUGCAACAGAACGUACCACUUACUGAUGCACCCCGCCUGACUGCUAUAA